AUGCCGCAAAUCAAAGUCAUUCUAUUAGGCACAAGUCACCCUCACAUAUUUAAACGCUAUAAGUAUCUCCAAGAAUCCGCCAAUAUCACACUUCUCGGUUAUUACGACAGCGAUGAUGAGGUUGCUCGACGCAUGCAAGACCAUGCCGGAUGCCGACGGUAUAGCGACCCUGGCAGCCUGCUAGCUCUCCACUGCGACGUCGUUAUCAUUCACGGUCGCGAUCGGGAGAACGCAAAGUUUAUCCGCUUGGCUCUGAAUAGUGGGGCAAGAGGCAUCUUCGUUGAGAAGCCUGGUGUUGCACAGCCAACUGAAUUCUACCCACUGGCAGAGGAGAUUCGUCAACGCAAAGGCACUAUCGUAUUUGAAGUUGGCUGGGAGCUUCACUAUCUCGAAACCGUGGCAUUUGCACGAAGGGUAGUCCGCGAGUCCCUGCUGGGGACCAUCACAAUGGCUCGGUUCCACGGCGGGUGUCCAGGGGGCGCCGGGGCGGAACCUUGGCAAUCGGAUCAGCAUAAUGUUGGUGGUUUCUUCUAUAGUCUUGGGGGUCAUGUUGUGGAGAUCGCCGUGGAUCUCUUUGGCUUGCCGACACAGCUCAUCAGUUCGAUUCGCAAGCUCCCACCACAGCCACCCCAUGAAGGGUUUUCGUGGGUCCCUGGACUUUUCGACGGGCGAGAAGUGAAUCCAUGGCACGCGAUUGGAACACUGACCCAUGAGGAUAUUGCAUCUGCAAUACUAGAGUAUGAGCAUUUCAACGUUCAUUUAGACUUUUCGGCGUGGGAAGGUAGUCGAUAUCUAAGAGACUGGAGUGUGGAAAUCUACGGGGUAGAAGGGUCCUUGAGAUUGAACAUUGACGGUCCGGGGAGUUGUAUUCUGUUGAAAGAGAAGAAAACGGGAUGGCUUUCUGGGAGAAAUGAGGUCUUUUCCGAGAGAGAGGUCAAUUUAGCUAUGGCUUUCGAGAAGCAGAUGGAAGACUUUUUUCGGAGAGUGGAGGGCGUUGCCCGGGACGAGCAAUAUUGCGAUGAGAACAUGGCAGAAAAAUUGCUGAGGCUUUACAGUGCUUUGUAUGAGUCGGCUCAGACUCGACAAUGGGUCUUCAUCUAG
This is a messenger RNA of Penicillium brasilianum, 1101 nucleotides long. Lineage: Eukaryota; Fungi; Ascomycota; Eurotiomycetes; Eurotiales; Aspergillaceae. The record is from the annotation of a GenBank genome assembly.